AGUCACACAUAAAACCAUCACAAAGUUUUUGUUACCUACCUAUAGCUACAAAGCCACUAUGAAAUUAGUAGCACUUAUUUUCUCUCUUUCUACAAUAAUCAUAUCAUUAGCAACACCAUCAUCAUGCCAUAGCUUAGCAUUAGAGCAUGGAUUAACCUUUUCAAUAUUCCCUCUAAGAUUAAAAUCAGGGUUAGGGGGUCACUACAUUCCUGAAACAUCAUGCUCAAGUUGGAGGCUUGGUGUUGAAGCACACAACAUCAUUGAAUGGACAUCAAUUCCUAAAGAAUGUGUAGAUUAUGUUGGAAACUAUCUUUUAGGAAAGCAAUAUAGAGAAGACUCAAAAGCAGUUACUGAAGAAGCUUAUAAAUAUGCUAAGAACCUCAAUCUUAUUGGUGAUGGUAAAGAUAUUUGGAUUUUUGACAUUGAUGAAACUUCACUCUCUAAUCUCCCUUAUUAUGCUGACCAUGGAUUUGGGGUAGAAAAAUAUAACGCAACGUCAUUCAAUGAAUGGGUUGAUCUUGGAACCGCACCUCCACUUCCAGAGAGUCUUAAACUCUACAAAAGAUUGUUGCGUCUUGGAUUUAAGGUUGUGUUCUUAACUGGAAGGCCACAGUCCCAAAGAGAUAUUACUCUUAGGAACCUCAAAAAUGCUGGCUACACCAUUUUUCACACUUUGAUUGUCAA
Molecule: messenger RNA, 684 nt
Organism: Arachis ipaensis
Lineage: Eukaryota; Viridiplantae; Streptophyta; Magnoliopsida; Fabales; Fabaceae
Source: RefSeq, a predicted model, not a curated record